AUGAGCGACAAGGAAAUCAAGGAAGGAGACCAGGUCUCAUGGCAAUGGUCUGGUAGCCGCCCCGGAGGCAAGGUCGCAGAAAUUGAGAAAGAAGGAGAGCUCUCGAUCGAAACCAAGAACGGCAAUACUGUCAAAAAGAAUGCAGAUCCCGAAGACCCUGCUGUCAAGAUCUCUCGCUCAGGAAACGAUGUGGUAAAGAGGGCCCAUGAGCUUGACGUUGAAAAGGAGGGCGACAAGCACAAGGAGGACCAGGGCGAGGAGAAGACGGUGACUAAGGAGGACGAGAAGAAGGAUGACGAGGCCAAGAAGGAUGGCGAGGCGGACGGAGAAAAAGAGGAUAAGAAGGACAAGGAGGAGGAGAAGGAGAAGAAGGAAGAGGAGAAGGAGAAGAAGGACGAGGAGAAGGAGAAGAAAGAAGAGGAGAAGGAGGAGAAGAAGGCAUCGGAUGAGAAGAAGGAAGAUGAUGAAGCAAAGACUGGCGACAAGCGCGAGGCCGAGGAUGAUGACGAACACGAGGACGAGGAGCCGUCAAAGAAGCAGCAGAAGACGGAUGAGGCAGGCGAGGAGAAUGGCGAGAAGAAGAAGCGUGGUCGCCCGGCCAAGAAUGGAAACGAGGCCUCAUCCAAGCCCAAGAAGGAGCCAAAGAAGGCGGCGACCGAGUCAGGAGAGCCCAGACGCUCAAGCAGACUCAAUUCUUCUUAA
Molecule: messenger RNA, 702 nt
Organism: Aureobasidium melanogenum CBS 110374
Lineage: Eukaryota; Fungi; Ascomycota; Dothideomycetes; Dothideales; Saccotheciaceae
Exons: 2
Coding region: 1-702 (233 amino acids)
Source: RefSeq, a predicted model, not a curated record